AUGCAAUCGUUUCAGGAUAAGAUAGACUGUUUUAUACAGAUACCCAAUAUUGGUAGAGGUAAAAUUAAAUAUAUCGGACCAGUAGAGAAUAAAAAUGGUUAUUUUGUUGGUGUUGAUUUACUUGCAAACAUUGGUAAAAACGAUGGUUCAUUCCUAGGGACAAGAUAUUUUUCAACAGAAUAUCCACAAAGUGGACUAUUUAUUCAAUUUCCAAAAGUUGCUCAUUUAGUAGAGCAAGCAUCGAGAGUCGCGCUCGAGAGUGUACCUGUGACUAGAAAUACCACUAGUGUAGUAAAAGAAUCUCCUAGAAGGAAUCUUGAGGGGCAGUUGCCUCCAGCUACCCCCAGGAGAAGUAUGAUGAUGAAAAAUAAUAUAAAGACAAUGACAAUCCCUGAUCUGAGACCUCAUCAAGAGAUGAUACCUGUGGUGGACCAACAGAAUCAUAAUAAUAACAACGAUGAUGACGAUGAUUCAAUGGAAAUAGAUGCAUUUUCUUCUUCUGUCAUGGUAGAUCAGCCACUGAGUCCGGAACAAAGACAGCAUCAGCAACAAGAGCAGCAACAAGAGCAGCAACAAGAGCAGCAGCAAAAACAGCAGCAAGAGGAUGCUGUUAUGAAGUUAAACAUUCAGCAGUCUAUGAAUACAAUAGAACAACAGCGACAAACUAUUGAGAAAUAUGAAGUCUUACUUAAUGAACAAAGAGUAGUAUUGGAAGAAAUACAACCUAUAAUGGAUGCAUGUGAACAAAAAUCACAACUAUUGUUAGAAGAACGAAAUAGAUUGGAAGAACAAGUAACGUUACAACAAUCUGCUCAACAGAAACAGCGUGCUGAGUUUAUUCAAGAACAAGAACAAUUGAUGGCUGCUGUCGAUAAAUUGAAUGAAGAAAUUAAAGAAAAUGAGAUAAGGAUGUCGCAAAAUUCAACAGCUUCCGAAUCAGUGACCACUGUUCUAACGAGUAAUAAUGACAAUGAAGAGUUAGAACAUCUUCGGAAGUAUAAACAAGAUAUGACAACUGCAAAAGUUAAAUGGGAUAAAGAGAAAGAACAACUACGUAUGCAUAAUGAAUCUCUAAGUAAAGAAUACAAAGAGUUAAAUAAAGAAUUGAUGGCUAUGAGUAAUGAUGCAGGUGCAUCCAAACAAAACGAAGAUUCUGAUAAAUUGAUGAAACAGAUUGACCGUUUAGAACAACAACUUUCUGAUGCAAGGAAGCAAAUCAAAGAAUUGAAGGCAAGUAAGCAUCAAGAAGAAGAGAGGUCUCAAUACUGUGUGCUAUGUGAAAAAUCUGGUCAUGAUCAAUUGCAUUGUCCUUCUCAGUAUGCUUCAACUUAA
This is a messenger RNA of Maudiozyma barnettii, 1332 nucleotides long. RefSeq names its product Bik1p (gene BIK1). The record is from RefSeq and is a predicted model, not a curated record. Lineage: Eukaryota; Fungi; Ascomycota; Saccharomycetes; Saccharomycetales; Saccharomycetaceae. The transcript has a single exon. Bases 1 to 1332 code for a protein of 443 amino acids.